This is a messenger RNA of Cyprinus carpio (common carp), 1807 nucleotides long. Its product is annotated as RAS (RAD and GEM)-like GTP binding 2. Lineage: Eukaryota; Metazoa; Chordata; Actinopteri; Cypriniformes; Cyprinidae. The record is from RefSeq and is a predicted model, not a curated record. Gene Ontology annotation, molecular function: GTP binding; calcium channel regulator activity; GTPase activity. Gene Ontology annotation, cellular component: plasma membrane.
GUGAGUCACACAGCGCAGCCGUUCGCAGAGAAGAGAUUAGAUGUCCUCUAUUAGGUCAGCUUGAGAAAAAGGAACAUUUUUGCGCAGUUAGAGUCACAUUGGGAGCGUUUCUUUUUUUCAGACUACAGCCAUGUGAUGGCAUAUGAGUCGAGUGUGUAAUGUAACAAUCACCACCGACGCUUGUGCAGUGUUUGAUGCUCAGUAACAUGACAUUGACGGCGGAAUGUCUCACUGAGAGCAGAUGAAUUGAAGAACGAUGUCGGAACAGGGUUUUGGCUUAACUUUAUCAGCUGCACCCCCGCUUCGCAGGGGCAGCACUCCCUUGCCAAUCAAGCAUCAGCUGAGACGAGAGGAAGCUGUGUCCGAGGAUUACGAUUGGACACCGGGGCUCAAUGAGCCUGCGACUCCCCAAAUCAGCAUCAGCAAUAUCCAAGAUUCUCCUUCCCCAAAACCGCCACAGCAAAAGUACCACGGACCCCUUCGGAUAGUACUACUGGGCCAAAAUGGAGUGGGCAAAUCCUCUCUGGCUCUUUGCCUUGCUGGACUGUCAGACAGAUCGCUCUCUAUAGACUCUGAAACCCAAGCAGCCGAUGAAGGUUAUCAGCGGCGAGUGACUGUGGAUGAUGAGGACAGCACAAUUUUAGUGUAUGACAACUGGAAACAGGAGCUGUCCACUCUGCAGUGUGAGGUGUGCAUCCUGGUUUUCUCGUUGACGGACAGGCGUAGCUUCCACCGGAUCGCUCAGCUCCGCCUACUGUUGAGGGAGACGCUGCCGCACACCCCCAUCAUCCUAGUGGGCAACAAGAGUGACCUUGUGCGCUCCCGUGAGAUCAGCACAGAGGAGGCGCACUCCAGCGCAAUGAUGUUUGGCUGCCUGUAUCUGGAGCUCUCAGUCUCUCUGGACCACCGCACAAAUGACCUACUGGAAGCGGCUGUGAGAGCGGCCCGGGGCCACAACCUGGGCCCCGGCUGGACAGAGGGGUCCCCCACAGCGGCCCGCCAAGAGAGCUUGACCAGCAGGGCCAAGCGCUUUCUGUCAGGGCUCGUUCCGCGCACCCACCUCGGCCGAGACAGGGACAGGGAGGGCGGCAGAGACAGAGACCUCAGCAGACACAGAGGAAGCAGGAUGCUCAGGCAGAAAUCACGUUCUUGUCAUGACCUCAGCGCUCUAAUGUAACCGAAAACGACCAAGAGAGAAGGAGAGGAGGUAUUAAAGGAGGCUAGAAGAGGGAUUGAAGAACUGCAUGUAAGAUUGGCAGGAGAGGAGAUAAGAGACGGUGUUGCCGCACCACUUCACAGAGGAGAUAAUUCUCCAGAGAUAUUACCUAAACUAGUAUGUGUGAAAUUAGUUGUUUAUACCAGUAUCUCAGUCAUUGAACGUGACAGUGGUGCAGCGAAACCUAGCAGUAUAUAAACUAUCCUGGCAGAACAUGACCUUUAAGGUUGCGAGAGGCCUGUAAACAGACAGACCGACACAAUAUAGCACUGGAUCACAGUAUAAUGAGUGCAUCAUGCUGGCUGUGGCGGGCUGUUAGUGGUGAUAAAGUAGCUCCUGUAGUAGAAGCAUGCUGACACAGCACGGAUACAGAACCAUAGUAAAAGUCCUGUCGUAAUAAAUAAAAAAAAUUUAAAAAGCCCAUCGGCACAGAAUACGAUGCUUUAGUUAAUGCAUGUAUUCAGCGUUUUAGAUUUUCUCACUCUUCCUGCACAAUGAUAGCACAUUUUCAGGUUUAGGGAAACUAAAUAAAGUGAUUUAAAGUGAAGCAGUCAUUGAGAAACCCAUACUGGUCAAUAGGGCUGCAUGAUA